Aegilops tauschii subsp. strangulata is the source of this 1045-nucleotide messenger RNA. RefSeq names its product protein tesmin/TSO1-like CXC 3. Lineage: Eukaryota; Viridiplantae; Streptophyta; Magnoliopsida; Poales; Poaceae. The record is from RefSeq and is a predicted model, not a curated record.
AUAGCCGAGGCGGAGCCGCGGAGGAGGCGGUGCUGCUUCGCUUCGCUUCGCUUUGCGGGAGGGAAAGUCGGCCAACCUUCCCGCUGCCGGCGUCGGCGUCGCCGUCGGUCGCGUCCCCGCCGCCCGCAGCCGCAGGCACCGCCGCCCCCUCGCUCCUCCUCUCCGGCGAGCUCGGCGACCCCCUCGCCACGGAAUCCGCCGCUCCUCCCGCUUCCGCACGUCCGCGGGUGCAGAGAUACCUCGUCAUGUCAGCUGCUGUAGAUAGUGCACGGAAGAGGUGCAGCUGUGGCAGCUCCAAAUGGCAGAACUUGAGCACCAAAUGCCUGAACUUAAAGUGCAGUUGUUUCAAGGAUGGUGUGCAUUGCAUGCGUGGGCGAUGCAAGUGCAAGGGCUGCGAGAACAAUCCGUAUGACCUGGCCUAUGAGGGUGGCAAGGGGUGCACGUGCAAAUCCAACAAAUGCAAAAUCAUGACCUGUGGUUGCCGGGAGCGCGGGGCCAGGUGCACCUUAGAAUGCAGUUGCCAAGGGUGCGAGAAUGGAAAAGGGACCGGAGGGGAAGCAGCCGAUAAGUCCAAUGCUGGACCAGGCGGGCAGGGAGGUACCAUCAGCAGCGGCGAGGCCGUCGAACCGUCCAGCAAACGGCCAGAACUCAAGUGAUGACACUAGGCUUGAGACAUACCAGAGCAUGAUGCAAGUCACCUUACAUGCUUACCAUCCUUGUAAUGAUUACUCGAAGCAAGAACGGCGAGAACUCCAUGAUCUGCGAUGUCGUUAGCCUCAGUCUCAGGGGGCUCUUGAUCAGACUGAUAGAUACUUGAUACCCCGUCUGUAACAUUUUAUAAGACGUUUUGAGUCCAUGAUAGUGUCAAAAAAACGUCUUAUAUUAUGUUACGGAGGGAGUACAUAUAUACUCCUGUAGGAAUAGUUGCCCUCAUCGGUUGCCGUCCAUACUCCAUACAUACUCGUUCUUAUGCAUACAUACUUGCUGCAAAUGAUUUCUCUCGUAUAAACUUUAGGAUUAAUUCUGAUGGUGUUUGAAAUCCAAA